Molecule: messenger RNA, 1311 nt
Organism: Ceratosolen solmsi marchali
Lineage: Eukaryota; Metazoa; Arthropoda; Insecta; Hymenoptera; Agaonidae
Gene: EloC
Product: transcription elongation factor elongin C
Exons: 4
Coding region: 141-509 (122 amino acids)
Biological process (GO): ubiquitin-dependent protein catabolic process
Source: RefSeq, a predicted model, not a curated record
UGCGUCAAUGACCAAAAUUUCAUAGUUUUUGCUGGUCAUACUACCUUAUCCGUGAAAAUUAAAAAUAUUAUUAAGGAAAGCUCAAUUUUUUAUACAGAAUCAUUUUUAAUUAGGUUAAUUAAAAUAUAUUCAACUGAAAAAUGUCAGGAGAUAUGAAUAUGCAAGCUGAAAAGCAAGAGUCAGGACCUGUAUAUGGAGGUUGCGAAGGACCGGAUGCCAUGUACGUCAAGUUAGUCAGUAGCGAUGGUCAUGAAUUUAUUGUUAAACGGGAACAUGCUUUAACUAGCGGUACGAUCAAAGCCAUGUUAAGUGGACCUGGUCAGUUUGCAGAGAACGAGGCUAAUGAAGUUAACUUUCGUGAAAUACCAUCGCAUGUGUUACAAAAAGUUUGUAUGUAUUUCACGUACAAAGUCCGAUACACAAACAGCAGUACAGAAAUUCCAGAAUUUCCAAUUGCUCCAGAAAUAGCUUUGGAACUUUUAAUGGCUGGAAAUUUCUUAGACUGCUAAACAUAAAUGCAUUGAAUUUGCUGUUUGGAGGCUUAGCAAGAAUUGAAAGAAAUGCAAGAGAUCUAUGUUUACUUAGGGUUUGUUAUAUGAUCUUUAAUGAGAAAAAUGGAUAUCCCUUGGUGAUAAAACUGUUUAUCAUAAAGUAAAGCUCAGGCUUAAUUCAUUUUUCUAAUACUAUGGAUAAAUAUGGACUUAGGUAGGUGCGGUUUCUCACCUCAUUGAUAAAGAUCUAGAUUGAUAACUAACGAGAGAUUAUAGUCUGUUGUCAUAUGAACCUGAAUUCUGAAGAAGCAGCCAAAUAUAAAGCUGCGAAAAAUCUAUUUGCUGGCUAUACAACAACUUCACAUCGUAUAAUUAUUAUAAAUACAUACUAUAGGUCGUUAAAAACAUUUCCACUGAUGAAACUAAAAAGCAAUUUAAUUAACAAAAAUAUGAGUUUUUACUAAAACGUAAAAUAGCCGCGUUAAUACACUUUAUUGUUCAAUUAAACAACUUUAGUUAAUAAAGCUUUUAAAAUGUUAAAUAGAAUAUUCAAAUUUUUAUUUAACAGUACUUCCUUUCAGAAAGGAUUGUAGUUAAAUUUUUUGUGCUAAAAAAAAAUAAUAAAUUUUGUAUGUACUUUUGAAAAUGGAAGUAAUUUAUAAUGUAACAAAUGGUUAGUUUUUUUUUACCAAACAGAGGAUAUAUGCAGCACCACUUUCAUUGUUAUACGUUACUUAAAAAUUUAUUAAUCGAAUGUUUUCGUAAGUUGAUUUAUAACAAAUUAUUCGAUACAAACUACCUGUUUAACCUUAUUUAUUAA